Molecule: messenger RNA, 9224 nt
Organism: Prionailurus viverrinus (fishing cat)
Lineage: Eukaryota; Metazoa; Chordata; Mammalia; Carnivora; Felidae
Gene: NKTR
Product: natural killer cell triggering receptor
Exons: 16
Coding region: 158-4549 (1463 amino acids)
Biological process (GO): protein peptidyl-prolyl isomerization; protein folding
Cellular component (GO): nucleus
Molecular function (GO): peptidyl-prolyl cis-trans isomerase activity
Source: RefSeq, a predicted model, not a curated record
GUUUAGCGUGGCACUGGGAGGCCGGGCCCUGGGGAGGGGGUGGUGGUCGGUUAGUGGCGUUGGGCUCCGACCGCCGCGGUGGCAUUGCUUUCUCCUCUGCUUACGGGGAGCUGCUCAGGCUGGAGGCUAACCAGCUCUUGCCGCCGCCUCGGUCGCGAUGGGGGCGCAGGACCGGCCGCAGUGCCACUUCGACAUCGAGAUCAACCGGGAGCCGGUUGGUCGCAUUAUGUUUCAGCUCUUCUCAGACAUAUGUCCAAAAACAUGCAAAAACUUCCUUUGCCUAUGCUCAGGAGAGAAAGGCCUUGGGAAAACAACUGGGAAGAAGUUAUGUUAUAAAGGUUCCACAUUCCAUCGUGUGGUUAAAAACUUUAUGAUUCAGGGUGGGGACUUCAGCGAAGGUAAUGGAAAAGGUGGAGAAUCAAUUUAUGGUGGAUAUUUUAAAGAUGAAAACUUUAUUCUCAAACAUGACAGAGCGUUCCUUUUGUCAAUGGCAAAUCGAGGGAAACAUACCAAUGGUUCCCAGUUUUUCAUUACUACCAAACCUGCUCCACACUUGGAUGGGGUGCAUGUCGUCUUUGGAUUGGUUAUUUCUGGUUUUGAAGUAAUUGAACAGAUUGAAAAUCUGAAAACCGAUGCUGCAAGCAGACCUUAUGCAGAUGUGCGAGUAAUUGACUGUGGGGUGCUUGCCACAAAAUCAUCAAAAGAUGUUUUUGAGAAAAAAAGGAAGAAACCAACUCAUUCAGAAGACUCGGAUUCCUCUUCCAAUUCCUCUUCCUCUUCAGAAUCUUCUUCAGAAAGUGAAAUUGAACAUGAGAGAAGCAGAAGGAGGAAACAUAAGAGGAGGCCAAAAGUUAAGCAUUCUAAAAAGAGACGAAAGGAAGCAAGCAGUUCCGAAGAGCCAAGGAAUAAACAUAUAAUGAGCCCAAAAGGUUACUCUGAGAGGAGUGAUACCAAUGAAAAAAGGUCAGUUGAUUCAAAUGCUAAAAGGGAAAAGCCUGUGGUCCGACCAGAAGAGAUUCCCCCAGUUCCAGAGAACCGAUUUUUACUGAGAAGAGAUAUGCCUCUUGUCACAGUGGAACCUGAACCGAAGAUUCCUGAUGUUCCACCCAUUGUAAGUGAUCAGAAACCAUCUGUAUCAAAAUCUGGACGGAAGAUUAAAGGAAGGGGUACAAUUCGCUAUCACACACCUCCAAGAUCAAGAUCAUGUUCUGAAUCAGAUGAUGAUGAUAGCAGUGAAACUCCUCCUCACUGGAAAGAGGAAAUGCAGAGAUUAAGAGCAUACAGACCACCUAGUGGAGAAAAAUGGAGUAAAGGAGACAAAUUAAGUGACCCCUGUUCAAGCCGAUGGGAUGAGAGAAGCUUGUCCCAGAGAUCCAGAUCAUGGUCCUAUAAUGGAUAUUAUUCAGACCUUAGUACGGCAAGACACUCCGAUGGUCAUCAUAAAAAACGCAGAAAAGAGAAAAAGGUGAAGCAUAAAAAGAAAGCGAAAAAGCAGAAACACUGCAGAAGACACAAGCAGACUAAGAAGAGAAGGAUUAUUGUACCAUCUGACAUAGAAUCCUCAAAAUCUUCCACCCGACGAAUGAAAUCCUCUUGUGAUAGAGAAAGGAGAUCUCGUUCUUCCUCGUUAUCGUCUCAUCACUCAUCAAAGAGGGACUGGUCUAAAUCUGAUAAGGAUGACCAGAGCUCUUCAACCCAUUCCAGCAGGGACUCCUACAGAUCUAAAUCUCACUCACAGUCUUACUCUAGAGGAAGCUCAAGAUCAAGGACUCCAUCAAAAUCCUCAUCACAUUCUCGAAGUAGAUCAAAGUCCAGAUCUAGUUCCAAGUCAGGGCACCAAAGGACAGCAUCAAAAUCACCAAAAAGAACAGCCUCUCAGUUAAGUGAAAACAAACCGGUUAAAACAGAACCUUUAAGAACAACAGUGCCACAAAAUGAAAAUGUCAUAGUACAGGCGGUGGUGGCAGAAAAUAUUCCUGUAAUACCACUGAGUGACAGUCCCCCUCCUUCAAGGUGGAAGCCUGGACAGAAGCCCUGGAAGCCCUCUUAUGAGCGAAUUCAGGAAAUGAAAGCUAAAACAACCCACUUGCUGCCCAUCCAAAGCACUUACAGUUUAGCAAAUAUUAAAGAGACUGGAAGUUCAUCAUCCUACCACAAAAGAGAAAAAAAUUCAGAAAGUGAUCGGAGUGCUUAUUCAAAAUACAGUGACAGAAGUUCAGAAAGCUCACCAAGGUCAAGGAGCAGAUCUUCUAGGAGUAGAUCUUAUUCCAGAUCAUACACAAGGUCACGAAGUCUAGCUAGUUCACGUUCGAGGUCUAGGUCUCCCUCAUCUAGAUCUCAUUCACGAAAUAAAUACAGUGAUCAUUCACGGUGUAGUAGAUCAUCGUCGUACUCUUCUGUUAGCAGUGAUGAUAGAAGACGAGCCAAGAGAAAAUACAGAUCGAGCGGGAAGAAAAAUAACACUUCUAGUAAAAGGCACAGCAGCAGUUCCGAAAAGACACUUCGCCAUAAAUAUAUGAAAAGCAGGGACAAGUCUUGUCAGAGAAAGUAUAGCGAAAGCAGGUCAUCUUUAGAUUAUUCUUCAGACAGUGAACAGUCAAGUGUUCAGGUUACACAGUCAGCCCAGGAGAAAGAGAAGCAAGUCCAAAAGGAAAUGAAUAAUAAGCAAGAGAGAAACAGAGAUGAAGAGAAAUCCAAGCCCGAACAAGAAUGCCCUCGUUCAAAAAAAAGAGCCUUGAAAGAGAAUCUUUCUGAUCACCUUAGAAAUGGCAGUAAGCACAAAAGAAAGAAUUAUGCGGGAAGUAAAUGGGACUCAGAAUCAAACUCCGAACGAGAUGGAACUAAAAACAGUAAAAAUAUUUCCCGGCCAUCGUCUGAUAAGGAGGAAGGUGAAGCUACAUCAGAUUCUGAGUCAGAGUUUGGUGAAAUUCACAUCAAAGCCAAAUCCACAACAAAGUCUUCAGCAAGUACUUCACUGCCUGAUGGUAAUGGUGCUUGGAAGUCAAGUAAACAGCAGUCUUCAACCUCUGAUUCUGAGGGGUCCUAUUCCAAUUCAGAAAACGCUAGAAGAAAGGCACGGAAGCACAAACACGGGUCAAAGGAAAAUCUUAAAAGGGAACAGACCAAAAAAGCGAAAGAGAAAUUGAAAGGGAAAAAAGACAAAAAGCACAAGGCUCCAAAACGAAAACAAGCAUUUCAUUGGCAGCCUCCACUAGAAUUUGGUGAGGAGGAGGAAGAGGAGAUUAGUGAAAAGCAAGUUACUCAGGAGGCAAAAGAGAAAAAACAAGUUUCUGAAAACAGUGAAACCUUGAAAGAAAGUAUUGUGCAAACUGAGAAGUCCUGUGAAGAGGGCAACCUUUCAGGUAAAUGUAAUACAGUAAUGAUUCCAUCAGAUAUUGAUCAGCCUACUAAAGAUGAUAGUAAACUUAGCAUUUCUCCUAGAGCUUUAAAUACUGAUGAAAAUGUAGCUGCUUCUCCCUCAAACGUUCAGCAUAUUGCAGAAAUUGUCUCAAGUGGAGUGGAAGAUGUGCUUCAGACAGAUGACAACAUGGAGAUUUGCACUCCUGAUAGGAGUUCCCCAGCAAAAGAGGCAUCCCCUCUAGGAAACUCAAGGCUCGACACCCCAGAUAUAAACAUUGUUUUAAAGCAGGAUGUGCACACGGAGCGUCCUGAGGGAGAGGAGCUGAAGCAGGAAAGCAGCAUGUCUGAAAGCAAAACAAUGGGGGACAUGGGCAAACAGGACGGCGGCCCCACUGGCAUUGCCAGUGCUGCAGAAAGCCCCGUGAAGAGAGAGGUGGCUGAGAAGAGCCAGAUCGGUCUCUUAGAUAAUAAAUGGAAGCCCCUGCAAGGUGUGGGGAACGUGGCCGCCCCGGCUGCUACUACAUCCAGCACUGUGGAAGUGAAGGCAUUGACUGCUGCACCUGAGAUGAAGCCACAAGGCUUGAGGAUAGAAAUCAAAAGCAAAAAUAAAGUCCGGCCUGGGUCUCUCUUUGAUGAAGUAAGAAAGACAGCACGCUUAAACCGGAGGCCAAGAAAUCAGGAGAGUUCAAGUGAUGAGCAGACACCUAGUCGAGAUGGGGAUAGCCAGUCCAGGAGUCCAAGCAGAUCUCGAAGUAAAUCUGAAACCAAAUCAAGACACAGAACAAGGUCUGUCUCCUACAGUCACUCAAGAAGUCGAUCACGAAGUUCCACAUCGUCUUAUCGAUCAAGAAGCUACUCGAGAAGUCGGAGCAGAGGAUGGUACAGCAGAGGCCGCACAAGGAGCCGGAGCAGCUCCUACCGCAGUUACAAAAGUCACAGGACAUCCAGCAGGAGCAGAUCCAGGAGCAGCUCAUACGACCCCCACAGUCGGUCCAGGUACGGACGGAGGUGGGGAACCAUUUGUGGGGGCGGGAUUGAAAAGCCUUGUUUUAUAAAACCCUUCACUUCCUUUUCAAAAGUGCUGUAUUCUGUUGAAAAGUGUAGAUACCUGUAUUUGUCUCAUGUAAUCCUACCCUAUCUACGUGAGGUCUUUUUGACAGCUUUUAUCUGUUGGCCCAUGGUACUCUAGUGUCAAAAGUGACCAUUGAUGACCAGUUGUAAUGGCAGGUGUUUAUCGGAUAUAAUUGCCUAAUAAGAUCCACCACCUUCAUUCAAACUUAACUCAGUGUCAACUUCGUGAUAUUUUUCAAUGCAGAAAAUAAAUGAACAUUUUUCUUUUUACUAUGGUAAGUCUGACUGGGGCAAUUGUUCAGUGUUUCCAGUACUUGCUGUGCAGCUGUGUCCUCGCAGUGUCAUCUAGGCCCUUGUUUUCGAGAACACUGAUCAGGUCAUAAAAAGAAAUGGAAGCAUAUAAGUAUCUGAGUGGGAAAAUUGAGUGUGUGUUGUUGCUGUUGAAGCAGGUCCUACACUUACGAUAGCUACUAUAGCAGGAGUCGGAGUCGAAGUAGGAGCCAAAGGAGUGACAGUUACCACCGAGGCAGAAGUUACAGCAGGCGGUCCAGGUGGGUCCCCCUCCUUUGGGGCACUGCACGGUACUGUGGGCACUUGGUGCAUGAGGUGACAGACAGCUAAUAGAAGAGAAAGCAUAAUCUUGGGAGGACAGAAAUAUUUUUCUCUUCUCGUAUUUCAGCAGUCCACAGGCAGCUACUAAAUAAAAGUGGCCGUUGUGUUAAGGGUUGCCGGGUCAGGUUUGCUGGGUAUUGUUACAUGUGUGAAUCCAAAAUGGAUCUGGUAAUACUUACGUAUCUUUGAAUAGUUUGCAAGGAGUAAAGAGAGAAGGUCACCUAAACCAUGGGCCAUUCUUUUAAAUAGGGCUAGUUGCUAAAAAUAGCAAAACAGAUUUGUUAAUUUUUUUUAAUCAAAAAAUGUAUACUAAAAUGUCAUCAUUUGCUUCAACAGCAGAGUUGAGGUUUAUAUCAUCAAUUUUUAGUAAAAACAUUUUUAUAUAUUACAGAUAUUUACACAUAUUACAUUUUAUGUAACAUAUUUUGGCUGGUACUGUAAGAGUCUUUGUGUUGACUUUUUAUGGUGUCCCUUUCCUAGUUGCUUUUUUGGUCUUAACCCUUCUCCCAUUCAUUGCAACUACUGUCAGUGAUCCUUGUUGAAUAUUGGUAUAAUCUAAACACCUCCCUUGUUUGAAACUCUUGAAGGACUCCCUGCUGCCAGAAGGGCGGGUCUAGGCUCUUUAGCAUUGCAUGUAAGGCCUCCCUACCUACCAGCUCCAGCUGGGGCUUUUCUGUCUUCCCUCCUUUAAUGUGCUAGAACCUUUCCUUCUGCCUGGAGGUACACACGCCUCUUGAAAUGGCCAAUUCCCACCUACCUACCCCACAGGCCUCAGUUGCAACCCACUGCCCCAGGAGGCCCGCCCUGACCGUUCACCCUGAGUUACGCCACCCCCACCUCCCUGCCGUGUGCCCUAUUUGUCUUGUCCACUAUUCUUUACUGUCCUUGAGCCCCAGGAAACUAUACUUGGUCUACUGUGUAUGUCCUAGCAUUUGGCAAAGUGACUGGCUCCCUGAAUUUUUUUCAAAAUAACUGAGUGGUGACAAUUGCCAGGUCCUCUUGACUUAGUUUCCCAGAGGUCCUAUCUGCAUGCACCUGCCCUACCUUCCUCCCACAUCCCCCAUUUUUGGGGGGGGGGGGCUUCCCCCUUUUUUUUUUUUUAAUUUUUUUGGACCGAGGGGUAAGUGAGGGAGGGAGGGGCAGAAGGAGAGGGAGAGAAUCUUAAGCUGCCCCGUGCAGAGCUCCAUCUCACGACCAUGAGAUCAUGACCUGAGCUGAAAUCAAGAGUUGGAUGCUUAACCGACUGAGCCUCCCAGGCGCCCCUUGGUUUCCGUAUUUUUAAUGAAACUAUUUGUGUACCUUUUUUAUCCCUUGCUUCCUCGGUCUCAUUAAAUAUUGAUGUUCAGUUUGGGUAACAUGGAAAAUUAUUCUGCUCAUUUGCAUGUGGAUUUCAAGUAAUUUCCCAAGAUGCGAUGUUUCUUUAUCUUAACGUUGAUAUUACUAUUCUGUCAUUUAAAACGUCUUUGAAAAGUCUACACUGUUGCCACAGUCAAGACCCCACUCAUCCACCCACUGUGCUCUGCCACAUCAGUAUUGCUUUCAAGCCACUCAUAUCAAAAAAAAAAAAAAAAAAAAAAAGGCUUCAAGAGGAAUUCAAAGGGUUGAAGUUAAAAGGUGUCUGUAUAUUUCUUUUGUUAUACAGGAGUUGUAGAUCUUAUGGCUCUGACAGUGAAAGUGACCGAAGUUACUCUCAUCACCGGAGCCCCAGUGAAAGCAGCACAUAUAGUUGAAAAUGUCCCCCCCCCCCUUUUUUUGAUACAAAUUAUAUCUUAUUUGUAAAUAUCUGGUAACUUAAAAGUUGGAGAAACUUAAUGGCAGUCUGUUGUUCUAUUUCAAUAUUAGAGAUAAGUUUCAAAAAUAGGCACUUAAUUGUUAUCGUUCAUUUACAUGUACACAGAAUUUAAAAUACAGAUAUGUCUCCUAAAAAUAUUUUUAUGACACAUUUUACAGUAGCCAACUAUGGAAAUGAAUUUCAUUUUCUUGAAUCAAGAAAUCAUGAAAUUUAAGUAUCAUUUGCAAUAUUAUUUUAGACAGAUGAUUUCUUUCCAUCUCAUGUAUUCCUUAGAAUACAGAUUGUUUUUGCCCGUUUUUCAGGUUUUAGCAUAUAUGCUGCCAAGCAUAGAACUGUGAAGAACUGUUAAAGGUGGCCAAAUAUUUAUGUACCAAUCACACAGUGUCAUACAUACGUGCUCUUAAGAACAAACCACCCAGAAUUGAUACUUGAUGGUAGCCAGGAAUAUAAGGCAGUGGCUCUGGAGUUCUUCAUUCUUUCCUUACUUCUUGGUUGUCUCAGAGGAUCGGGAAAAGUGGUCAUCAUACAGCCCACUCCGGCUGGCAGCUCAGGUGUGGCCUGGGGUCCUCCGGAGCAGGCAGGACUGACCCAGAAGGUUGUGCGGCCGCUCAGGGCUGCUGCACGUAACUGACAUGUGUGCCUCGGGAAGAGUCGAUUGAAGAGUGGACUUCAAAGUACCACCAAAACCUCACUGCCACCAUCCUGGAGACACUUGGCAGAGCUUUUAAGUCUUUCAAGUAGGAGAGAGAGAUACCACAACAGCAGCUGAACUGUUCUAAGCACCAGCAUGUUUUUCCUCUUUCUGCCGUGACCCGCUCUGACUCGGUGAAGCCUCGCACGACACGAGGAAGUCCGGGACAUCACACAGGGGAAGAGGGUGUGCACGACUGCACAGAUGACACAUUUUCUGUUUGGGGUGGUUCCUCCAAAAAGGAUUUGACCUGUAAAAACUGGUGUGAUUUUUUUUUUUGUUGUUUUUGUUUUUUAAUCUUUGAGUUUUUCCCCCAAGUGUACUUAAUCACCUUAGUGCCAGUUUAAUCAGUUACGCAGAAGAAAAUCCUACUGGAUGUUGGGUGUGGAACUCUGCACCAACCCAACCCAGGCCUUGGCUUGGGGUACAUGGGAAGUGGGAAAGAGCCCUCAGUGGGAGGGAUUUGACAGCCUCGGAUGGGUGAAAGGGAGACCUUGGAUAUAUUAAAACGGUCAUCCGUAAAAGGUUCAUAAACAGGGUUAAGUGGUCAGCUGUUUGCCAGGUUGAUAGAGUACGUCAGAAAACAGGACCCAAGUCAAAUAAAUGGACUUCUUAGUGAACACAAAACAAUGUGUGAUUCAUGUGAAGGGUUUUCAAAAGUUGCCUGUAAUAUUCAGUGGGGGAAAAAAAACGCAUUCAGAAGCCCAACAAACUGCCAAAUCUAAUUAGGUUAAGAAAAGUUACCCUUGGACGAUGUAUUUGUUUUCUGCUGCUGUGUAACAAAGUACCCCAAACUUAGCAGCAUAAGACAACGCCUAUUUCUUAGCUCACAGUUCUGCAGCUUGUGAGUCUGGCACAGUGUGGCUAGAUUCUCUGCUCAGGGUCUCACAAGGCUGAAAUCAAGGGUCAGCAGGGCAGCAUUCCUUUAUGGAGGCUGUGGGGAAGAAUCUGCUUCCAAGUUCAUUCAGUUCCUUGCUGGCUGUCAUCUGGAGGCUUCUGCCUCAGUUCGUGAAGGCUGCUCUCAUUCCUUCUCGCGUGCUCCCGUCCAUCUUCAAAUUCUCAAUGGCCCAUCUUCUCACGCCUCCCAUCCCUCUGCCUUCUUCCUCUGUUUUAAGGUUCAUGUGAUUAGAUCAAGCCCACUGAUCAAGUCUCCCUGUUUUAAGGUCAGUUCUGCCAUAGAACAUAACAUAAUCACAGGAGUGACUGCACAGGCGCGGGUUCCUGGGAUUUGGGCAUGGAGUGGGGGGGGGGGGGUGCAGGCCAUUCAGAACCCCACCUACCACAGACCAUCACUGCCCAUUGCGCUGGAGUUUCAUCCCAACAAGGUGGGCCCUGGAAGCCUCAUUUGUUUCUUCCAUGGACAAGAACAGCCCUCAGCCGUAGCAUUCAACUGUGUGUUUACUGAAUGAACUACAGAAACAGCUUUUCUGCCUAGAGGGGAUUGUUCUGUAUUUUAAGUUAUUUUUUAAUAAAAUUUAAUUAUGUUGUGUAUUGUGCUUCUUAAUAGGAAAUGUAUUAUUGGACUGUUUUUGUAAUGUUUACUGCAAAUGAAACAUGAUAUAGCUGGUAUUGUUCAAAAACUGUAGAGAAUACUUUUGUACAUAUUGGCAAUGUCUAAUUUGUAUACACUUCAUUUAAAUGUUCCUAAAACUUGAAAAGGGGGACCUUGUAGAAAUUAAAAUAUAUACUUAGUCUAAA